Messenger RNA from Gymnodraco acuticeps, 4087 nucleotides. RefSeq names its product estrogen receptor beta-like. The record is from RefSeq and is a predicted model, not a curated record. Gene Ontology annotation, molecular function: zinc ion binding; sequence-specific DNA binding; steroid binding. The transcript has 10 exons. Gene Ontology annotation, biological process: regulation of DNA-templated transcription; cellular response to estradiol stimulus; estrogen receptor signaling pathway. Gene Ontology annotation, cellular component: nucleus. NCBI's taxonomy places the organism in Eukaryota, Metazoa, Chordata, Actinopteri, Perciformes, Bathydraconidae. The coding region runs from base 384 to 2315 and encodes 643 amino acids.
ACUGGAGAGGGGAUGUAGGGACAUAUUAACGACAAGCACGGGAUCGGAGAAGUCUUUGGAGGAAUAUUGCGGAGGAAUAAGCGCCGGGUGCAUGUGACGUCCGUUUAUAGGUUCACUUUUACGCGUCAUGGUUCCUGUUUUUCUGCCUGUAUUGACUGUUUGCAGCAGCAGCAGCAGCAGCAGCGCGGUGGCAAAGGAGGUGCUGAAAACCGAUACAAGUCCAAAACCUGCUGCAUAUCUUCUCCUCUGAUCGUCACCUGGACCGAGUGACAGUUUUUCUCCCCCUUUGUCCCAGGACUUGUCUUUACUGGAACAUGCAGUAGAGGAACCAGCUAUAUUAUCUUAUUCAUAAACACUGUGAAACUACUAAAAUUCACCCUGACAUGGAGUCCUCCCCCAGGCUGGAUGCUGACCCGUUAACACUGCUUCAGCUACAGGAGGUGGACUCUAGCAAAUCCUCAGAGAGGCCAAGCUCCCCGGGAAUCAUAUCCGCCUUGUACAGCCCUCCUCUGGGCAUGGACAGCCACACCGUCUGCAUCCAGUCUCCCUACACGGAUAGCAGCCACGAGUACGGCAAUGGACCUUUAACCUUCUACAGCCCGUCUGUACUCGGCUAUGCCAGGCCGCCCAUCACUGACAGUCCGUCCCCUCUGUGCCCCGCGCUUAGCCCAUCAGCCUUCUGGCCCUCCAACAACCACCCCAACAUGCCCUCAAUGACUCUGCGCUGCCCUCAGCCUCUCGUCUACAAUGAUCACAGCCCACAUGCUCCCUGGCUGGAGCACAAAACCCACAGCAUCAACGCUAGCAGCUCUAUCAUCAGCUGUAACAAGCCGCUGGGGAAGGGAGUGGAAGGCAUGGACUCCUCUUUGUGUCCCUCUGCGGUCGGGAAGGCGGACAUGCACUUCUGCGCCGUGUGCCACGACUACGCCUCCGGGUACCACUAUGGAGUGUGGUCCUGCGAGGGCUGCAAGGCCUUUUUUAAGAGGAGUAUCCAAGGACACAAUGACUACAUCUGCCCCGCCACAAAUCAAUGCACUAUCGACAAGAACAGACGUAAAAGCUGCCAGGCCUGCCGCCUACGGAAAUGCUACGAAGUGGGCAUGAUGAAGUGCGGUGUAAGGCGUGAGCGCUGCAGCUACAGAGGAGCCCGGCUCCGCCGUGGGGGGCUCCAACCUCGGGUCCCCGCGGGUAGGGGUUUGGUCAGGGUGGGGCUGGCUUCCCGUGCCCAAAGGCAUCUCCACCUGGAGGUUCCUAUUGUCCCUGUGGACCCCCUCCCUCAGAUGUGCCAUGCUCACCACUCAGCCAUGGGCCCAGAGGAGUUCAUCUCCCGCAUCAUGGAGGCGGAGCCGCCGGAGAUCUACCUCAUGGAGGACAUGAAGAAGCCCUUCACCGAGGCCAGCAUGAUGAUGUCCCUCACCAACCUGGCAGACAAGGAACUGGUCCUCAUGAUCUGCUGGGCCAAAAAGAUCCCUGGCUUUAUGGAGCUGAGUCUAGCGGACCAGAUCCACCUGCUGAAGUGCUGCUGGCUGGAGAUCCUGAUGUUGGGCCUGAUGUGGAGGUCUGUGGAUCAUCCUGGAAAACUCAUCUUCUCUCCAGACUUCAAACUCAACAGGGAGGAGGGCCAGUGCGUGGAGGGCAUCAUGGAGAUCUUCGACAUGCUGCUGGCAGCCACCUCUCGCUUUCGUGAGCUGAAGCUUCAGAGAGAGGAGUACGUCUGUCUGAAGGCCAUGAUCCUCCUCAACUCCAAUCUGUGCUCCAGCUCCCCUCAGACGGCCGAGGAGCUGGAGAGCAGGAACAAGAUGCUGCGUCUGCUCGACUCUGUGAUCGAUGCUCUAGUCUGGGCCAUCUCCAAGCUGGGCCUGUCCACCCAGCAGCAGACUCUGCGUCUGGGACACCUCACCAUGCUGCUCUCCCACAUCCGCCACGUCAGUAACAAAGGCAUGGACCACCUCUCCAGCAUGAAGAGGAAGAACGUGGUGCUGGUGUACGACCUCCUGCUGGAGAUGUUGGACGCCAACAUGUCCAGCGGCAGCAGCCAAUCAUCGUCCUCGCCCAGCUCCGACACCUCCUCCGAGCAGCAGCAGUACGCGGCUCCCCCGCCCCACCUGCCGGGCUCAGAGGUUCCGGUCCCGGACAGAAGCCCUGAGGGUCUGCAGCUCUCUCCGUCUUUUCAGAGUCUGGCUCGUAUGGACAGCAACGACUACAUCCAUCCGCAGCUGUGGUCGCUGGAUGAAGGAGACGGCGGUCCGUCAAUCGAACCAACAGAUUACAUCAUCCCUGAUCGAGUUGUCAUGGAAACUGCCUUACAGGGGUAACGGGACGGAAAGACACUAACUGAGACCAAACCUUUAAUGGCUUUCAUCUCCCAAAGAUUGAGAAAAGGGAAAACAAAAAAAGGAUUAACAACAAACAAAGUGCUGUUGUGAGGUAACGUUUUUUUGAGAUGUUAUUAGUCUUUGGAAAAAGAGAAGCUUUCGAUCGAAUGUAUAUUUUGUGUGCGUAAAUAUUUCUUGUGAAUGUGCACUACAGUAGAUGUUCAUGAGAACAUCGCUGGACCUCUGCCAGUCAGUUUGAGCUCUUUUUUGAUAUGCAGUAUUUGUAUCUCUUUUGUCACCUUGGUGUAUCAUCCAGAACAAGCCAUCCACAAUCUGCAGUGACUUACAGAGAAUGCAUGUGUAAAAAAAAUAAUGGCUGUGUGUUCUAUCACACUGUGGUGUUUUUCUCUUUCACUACUACUACUGUUCUUUGGUGUUUUAAUCGGUGCCUGUUUUCUACUCUCUUUGUACACACUACACGUUUUAGAUGAGUAAAGAUUCAGCAGUUUGUGGCCUUUUAACAAAACGACUGUUAACAAAAACCUUUCUUCUUCAAAGGCUGGAUUUACAAUACAAUGUGUGGCACUGUUCGUAGUUAACACAUAAAGAGUUGACGCUUUUAUCCAAAGCGACUCACAAUAAGUGCAUUCAACUAUGAAGAGUGAUGCAGUUACACAAAACUAAAAUGUAUUAACCCAUUAUGUUUAGCCCUAAAGUCCAUGACGCCUUUACCUGUCAGAUUUUAAAGUUUGGAUUACUCUUGAACAUAAGCUGCUAUAUUCAGAGCCAUCUUCAAAACACAAACCAAAGCGAUCAUUUAACAGCCUAGGUGCAGAAAACAUGGAAUUGUUCUGAUAAAAAGCUUAUUAAGUAUGCAUCAUUGUUAAACUGAUCUCUGAUGCAUUGUUUUUGUGUACAUUUUAAGUGUAGUGUAUAAAAUGUUCUGUAUUGUUAUGCUUUGAAAAUAAUAUGAAAUAUUCCUACAAUAUGUCACGUAACCACCGGUCAGUUUACUCAAUGAUAAGUUAAACAGGAAAGAAACGGAUGCUAUUUAUAGCAAGCGGUGCUAAGUGCAAACUUUUACAGAUAUAUUCAAUUUAAAGCAAUUAGAGUCCAGUCAAUUCUGCUGCAGCUACAACUGUGAUAAAGAACUUCUGCCUAGACAAAGGGAAUGUGCCUUGGUGGUCUUAUUUAACCAAGUAGCCGGACAGGAUGGCAUAAUCAGCGUUCAUUGCUGUAAUUUAGACAGGAUACCACAUGAUGAAAAGUCUUAGGAGCAUCGGUCCAGGACUGGUUAGUUUAAUUGUGUUUGGCUUUACCAGAAACAAGGAACGGUUGGCUUUAAGUCUUCAAACUAGAUUUGUUUCAAUCUGGCCAGACAAAGUGAAGGAACCCAAAAUGACCCAACAUCAUUUGGACAUGUCAUGAACAGUGCCAUUUUACUGCCAAUGUAAACGAAGCCUUCGUGCCAAAUGUUCCUACCACUGCUAUUACAGUAUACAGAAACAUGUUCAAUAUCUGUUUGUUCCCGAUGUCUGUAACCCGUACAUGCAUGCACACAACACACACUCAUCCAUCUCUGAUGCUGAAACUAUUUCCACUUGUUCACAACACACACAUAUGCAAAUCUGAGAUCUAGUUUCCUGCCUGUAGCUAACCUACAAUAAACAAGCAGCCGCGAAUCAUGGCAAACACAGUUUAUUGUCAAUCAAAACUGACAGUCUAUACAUCCCAUAAAUAAGAGUUCACAAAAUAAAUCAAACUUUACACAC